CAUUUCCGGUUGUACGUCAGAUAAAUAAUUCCGCAAGAAAAAUACAAUCAAGAAAGGGUGGAAUGGCAACAAUGAUUGAAGAAAAUGGUCCAUCAACUCACGUAGGGGGGCAGAGUGAACUGUCAUCCUCUUCUUCCAGAGCGCGUCAGAAGCUGGAGAGCCUACUGAACAAGAACAUGAGAAUCAGAAUGACAGACGGACGGACGCUGGUGGGACUGUUCCUGUGCACCGAUAGAGACUGCAACGUCAUCCUGGGGUCCGCUCAGGAGUUCCUAAAAUCCUCAGACUCCUUCUCUCAGGGUGAGCCCAGAGUGCUGGGGUUAGCCAUGAUUCCCGGCCAUCACGUGGUCUCCAUCAAGGUGGAGUCAGACAGCCUGUCCGACACACAGGGGUUCGGGGGCAGCCACUGAAGAACAAGCUGAGCUCACCCAAAGUUGGAGGACACUAGCCUAGAAAAGGCUACAGUACAGACUUGAAAUGGAGAAUUAAAUCAAAGGAAUUCCAGAUGCGGCUGAUAUCUGGUGCCAGUGUCAUAGGUUUACAAGUCAGAGCCAAGAUGUGUGCGAGAUGUGACCAGGCAUCCCCAGUGACAUUACAGUGUGUGUGAAGUUAAUACUGAGCAUAAAAGGUUUUUGCGCAAUUUGAGCCAGACUGUACAGUAUGUGUCUGUGUGAUAAAUGUUUUUCAAUACAUUUCAGUAUCUAAA
Coregonus clupeaformis (lake whitefish) is the source of this 706-nucleotide messenger RNA. Its product is annotated as N-alpha-acetyltransferase 38, NatC auxiliary subunit. The coding region runs from base 63 to 410 and encodes 115 amino acids. The record is from RefSeq and is a predicted model, not a curated record. Gene Ontology annotation, cellular component: NatC complex. NCBI's taxonomy places the organism in Eukaryota, Metazoa, Chordata, Actinopteri, Salmoniformes, Salmonidae. Gene Ontology annotation, molecular function: RNA binding. The transcript is spliced from 3 exons.